CUCUUCUCCUCCUACAGACGAGAGAAGAUGAUUGCGCUUUAGAGGAUGUCGUCAGCCUCAGCCACGCUAGAGUAGGAGUUAGAACGCAACCAGCGCGAAGGAAGAAACUUGCCCUCAUCAAAGAAGUUUACUGAGGAGAUGAGUUGCCCUGUAGUCGCCAACAUUAAGAUCUGAAGUCUGACGCCCCGAGAUUGGUGACCAUGGUGAUGAACUUUAGGUGACACCCCCCCCAGCCUCUCCCCCUCACCACAGUCCGCCCCGAGCCCGCCAGACCCCCCUAAAGAUCCUGUGUGUGUGUGUGUGUGUGUGGCGAUGGCUCGUGGUGGUGGUCCUGCAGGGGACUCCUCCUCGGCGGAGGGUGUGCAUCUGAAGCAGGAGAUCUCGCUGCUCCACGGCGUCUGCCUCAUCGUGGGCAACAUGAUCGGCUCGGGCAUCUUCGUGUCGCCCGUGGGCGUGCUCCUGUUCAGCGGCUCCUACGGCCUCUCGCUGGUCAUCUGGGCGGUCGGCGGCAUCUUCUCCGUCUUCGGUGCCCUCUGCUACGCCGAGCUGGGCACCACCAUCCGCAAGUCGGGCGCCAGCUACGCCUACAUCCUGGAGGCCUUCGGCGGCUUCCCCGCCUUCAUCCGGCUGUGGACCUCGCUGCUCAUCGUGGAACCGGCCAGCCAGGCGGUCAUCGGACUCACCUUCUCGCUCUACCUGGUCCAGCCGUUCUACCCGUCGUGCCAAGCGCCCUACGACGCGGUGCGCCUCAUCGCUGCCAUGAUCAUAGCUCUCCUGACCUUCGUGAACUGCAUGAAGGUCAAAUGGGGAGCCAUCCUGCAGGUGGCCUCCACGGUAGCCAAGGUCCUGGCCUUAAUCGUCAUCAUCAUCGUCGGGCUGGUUAAACUGGCACAGGGCCAGACGCAGAACUUUGAGAAGUCGUUCGAGGGCUCCAAGCUGAACCCAGGGGACAUGGCACUGGCUCUCUACUCUGCACUGUACUCGUACUCCGGCUGGGACACACUCAACUUCAUCACCGAGGAGAUCAAGGACCCAGAGAGGAAUCUGCCCCUGGCCAUCGCCAUCUCCAUGCCCAUCGUCACGGUGAUCUACAUCCUGACCAACGUGGCUUACUACACAGUCAUGAACAUGGACAUGGUGCUGGGCAGCGAGGCCGUUGCCGUGACGUUUGCUGAUGAGGUGCUGGGCUGGGCUCGUUGGCUGAUUCCUCUGUCAGUGGCCAUCUCCUGCUACGGAGGUCUCAACUCCUCCAUCAUUGCUGCCUCCAGAUUGUUCUUCGUGGGUUCUCGGGAGGGUCACCUGCCCAACGUGCUGUGCAUGAUCCACGUGGAGCGCUACACGCCCAUCCCUGCCCUGCUGUUCAACGGAGGCAUGGCGCUGGUGUUCCUGUGUGUGCAGGAUGUGUUCCGGCUGAUUAACUACUUCAGCUUUAACUACUGGCUCUUCCUCGGCCUCUCCAUCGCCAGCCAGAUCUACAUGCGCAUUAAGCGGCCCGACAUGCCUCGCCCAGUCAAGUGUGUUUGUGUGUGUGUGUGUCUGCAGCUGUCCCUGUUCUUCCCGGUGGUGUAUUGUCUGUGCACGGUGUUCUUGGUGGUGGUUCCGCUCUACAGCGACACCAUCAACUCCCUGGUGGGCAUCGCCGUGGCCGUCUCCGGGGUCCCCUUCUACUUCCUGUUCGUCCAUCUGCCGCCCAGCUCACGGCCGGCCUUCAUCAAGCACAUGCUGGACUGGAUCUCCCUGUACACCCAGAAGUUGUGUUUCUGCUGUGUGGCCGAUCCUGACCUGGACCUGGACAACCUGCCUGAGGGCAAGACCGAUUAGAGGAGCACCCUUCUCCAUACACACACACACCUUACUGUCCUCUCUCUCUCUCUCUCUCUCUCUCUCUCUCUCUCUCUCUCUCUCUCUCUCUCUCUCUCUCUCUCUCUCUCUCUCUCUCUCUCACACACACUCACACACACACACAGAGAUACAGACACACCUUACUGUCCUCUCUCUCACACACACACACACACAUGUGUGUGUGUAUGACUUAAAUUCAGGCUCCUUGAUGCCCCUGCACCAGUGCCUUGCUGUGUAGUGCUGGAGUGUGUCUCCCUCUGCUGGGGGCAGUGAGGGACUGCAGCAAAGCCCAGUGUUGGACUCGCGCAGCCAAGAGGUUCCAUUUCACCGCCAGGACAUCAGGAACUGUUCUGAUGCCAAGAGGUUCUGCGGAUCUGAGAGCUGCGACCCCUAUGCUGCAGGUCACCGAGGUCACCAAGGUCAGCGCGGGCUGACGGAAUGGACAGAGUGGACGAGGGGUGUGUGUCUUUGUGUGUGUGUGUGAGGGGUUUUUAAAUGGGGGAAGGAUUUCUGGGGGGCCAGAAAUUGGAGCUUGACAAUCCUGUGUGUGUGUGUGUGUGUGUGAUUGAUGUUGAUGGUUGUGUGUAUGUCAGAGACACUACGGUUGUGUGUGUGUGUGUGCACCUGACAUGUCAGAACUUGGACCAGUAGAUUCUGUUAGAUGAGGAAAUGGGACCGUGCUCACAAGUAGAUGGUUCUGUCAGAUAAGGAACAGAACCAAAUCUUUUAUGUUAUGAUGCCUUCAGGGGGGUAAGUGCUAGAGUUAGCUGAACAGCGCAAGCUUUACUGUGUUUCCUGCCAAAGUGAUUGUGUCAGUCAUCAUUUAAUGUGUUUGGGACACUAGCCACAGCAAAGUCAUCACUUUAUGUGUAAAACGUGUUGCCGUCCACCACUAUGUUAUUUGUGUGGAAGCUGUGCAAUCCAUGACCCCUGAUGUGGUUUCUGAGUAGCGUGGGCACUGAAGCUGUGACGCCACAGUCAGGGUCUGGGCCUAAUCCUGGUCCUCAGGCCUGGUCUUGGGGUUUUUUGGGGAUGUGGGGGAUGCCUUUAGAGCUGGGUAGUGUGUGUAGUGUUGUCGCGUCGCCUCUCAUCUGACAUAUGUAAUGUUUCUAUGUAAAUGCUUCUGUAUGAUUGUGGGUCUCACACACACACAUACACACACACACACACCCACACACACACACACACACACACACUGACACACACCAGCUUUCACACUUUCCAGCUUCAUUCGCACCAGGGGUGGAAAUUAAAUUGUAAAAUGUGUACAUCUACCAGCCAUUGGCAGAUUCUCAGUCAAAUGCACCAGCCACUCAAUUUGAAAUUGUUACUUUGUGUCUGAACUCUACCAGCCAAUUUCAUAUUUUACCAGCAUUUGGCUGGUGGCUGGUGCCAAUUUCCACACACACACACACAAACUCACACACACACUUACAUACAAACACAAACACACACACACACACACACACACACACACAAACACACACACACAC
Molecule: messenger RNA, 3335 nt
Organism: Alosa sapidissima (American shad)
Lineage: Eukaryota; Metazoa; Chordata; Actinopteri; Clupeiformes; Clupeidae
Exons: 10
Coding region: 313-1821 (502 amino acids)
Biological process (GO): amino acid transmembrane transport
Cellular component (GO): membrane
Molecular function (GO): L-amino acid transmembrane transporter activity; basic amino acid transmembrane transporter activity
Source: RefSeq, a predicted model, not a curated record